Messenger RNA from Lolium perenne, 1662 nucleotides. The record is from RefSeq and is a predicted model, not a curated record. NCBI's taxonomy places the organism in Eukaryota, Viridiplantae, Streptophyta, Magnoliopsida, Poales, Poaceae.
AUGCAAGAGCAACAAAGAGGCAAGGAUGCUAUCAUUGAUCUCAAUUUGAGCCCAUCACAUCAGAUGCUAGAGCAGCAUAGAGUGCACAAUGUUGUCAUUGAUCUCAAUUUGAGCCCAUCACAUCAGAUGCAAGUGCACGAGAGAGGCAAGGAUGUUGUCAUUGAUCUCAAUUUGAGCCCGUCACAACAGAUGCAAGUGAAGGACAGAGGCAAAGGUGAUGAGACGAUGCUAGAGCAGGACAGAGGCAAGGGUGAUGAGACGAUGCUAGAGCAGGACAGAGGCAAGGGUGAUGAGACGAUGCUAGAGCAGGACAGAGGCAAGGGUGAUGAGAUGAUGCUGGAGAAGGACAGAGGCAAAGAACUGAGAGAUGAGGAAAGAUAUGGUCUUUAUUUUGCCUUAGAAGUAAUCAGAAGAAGAGAUGGAGGUUUUACGAAAGAGGAUAAGCAACUCAUAGCAGAAAUGCUCAACACAAGUAUACGAACAGUCGAAAGGGUGUGGAACUUAGGCAAGAAUCAGAUUGCAGAAGGGAAACGAAGAGUUGAUGUUUCGAACCAAAAGAAGGGUCAUGUUGGCCGUAAGAGAAUAGAUUUGGGCCUCUCGAGGGUACCGACAAUCCCACUUAAUAAAAGGAGGACGAUCCGAUCUUUAGCGAAGGACCUAGGUGUUAACCGCACAACCUUACACCGAAGGUUUAAGUGGGGUGAGCUGAAUCGACACACUAACACCCUGAAGCCGUUGUUGACAGAAGCAAACAAGGUCCAGAGAAUGAAAUUCUGCCUCGCUAUGCUCAAUGAGAACUCUUUGCCAUCUCCCGAGCCAACAUUCAAGGUUAUGGACGACAUGGUCCACAUAGAUGAGAAAUGGUUCAUUCUGAGUAGGGUGAAGAACACAUACUACCUGCUCCCCAAAGAACCUAAACCCUUGCGCACAGUGAAGAACAAGAACAACAUCGCCAAAGUGAUGUUCUUAACUGCGGUUGCUAGGCCGAGGUAUGGUGAAGGUGACAUAGUCACGUUUGAUGGCAAGAUUGGAACUUGGGCAUUUGUAAAGGAAAUUCCAGCUGCUAAAAAAAGUAAGAACAGAGAAAAGGGGACAAUCGAGGUAAAACCCAUAAAAGUUACCCGAGAUGUCAUGAGGAACUAUCUCUGCGAGCUAGUGAUUCCUGCCAUCCAGGACAAGUGGCCUGAUGAGGAUGUAGGAAGAACAAUCUUCAUCCAGCAGGACAAUGCCAAACCUCAUGUCCUCCCUAAUGAUGAGGGUUUCCGACAGGCCGUAGCACAGACUGAUUUGGACAUCAAGUUGUUGCAGCAACCUCCAAACAGUCCGGACCUAAAUGCUCUAGAUCUAGGCUUCUUUAGGUCUCUGGAGUCUCACACCGAUACAAGAGCACCAAACAAUAUUCGAGAGUUGAUAGAAGGUGUGGAGGAAGAAUAUAAUAACUACGAGGUCGACAAACUCUCUCGAACCUUCGUGACACUCCAAUCAUGUAUGAUUGGGGUGAUGGAAAAUGGAGGAGGGAUAGACUAUGAAAUCUCUCACAUGAAUAAGAACCGCCUCCAGGCAGAACGUAGUCUAGGAAUCCCUCUAACUAUCUCGGCGGAGCUACUUGUAAAAACUAAAGACCUUAUCAAAGCAGCAGAGGUAAAGAUUCAGAUAGACUAA